AUGAGCUCGGUCACGCCCCUGGAGCACACCGCCAUUGGUGGCGUGGCGGGGUUCACGGAGACCUGCAUCAUGCAGCCCACCAUCGCCAUCAAAAACGCGCUGCAGGAGGGCCGUCCCAUCCCCCGAUCGCCCAUGACCCUGUACCGCGGCCUGGCGGUCAACUCAGCCGCUACCUUUCCCAUCACCGCCACCCAAUUUGGGGUGAACCGCCUGCUGGAGUCCCUGCACCAGCAGCACCUGGGCUACAACCCCACCGGCAUCUCCACCAUCGGCAUCGCCCUGUCUGCCGGCGCGUCCUCGGCCUUCAUCGGCUGCCCCGCCGAGUUUCUCAUGAUUCAGCAGCAGAAGUCGGGCCUGAGCCUGGCGACCCAGCUGAAGAGCGUCGCCGGGUCCUUUGGCGCAGCCACCAUGAUGCGCGAGUCUUUGUACACCGCCGGCUACCUCGGGGUGGCCCCAUUGCUGAAGGCCAAGCUGACGGGGCACUCUGCGUUUGAGGGGACCCCCGGUGCGGCGCUCGUCGUGUCCGGCGUAUCGGCCGGCAUCCUCGCCACGCUCACCAGCCACCCUGCAGACACCAUCAAGACGCGGAUGCAGGCCCACCCAGACAACACGGCAUUCCCUCAUUAUUCCAGCGUGGCCUCCACGGCCCGCCACAUCGUGGCCACCGAGGGCUACGGCGGCUUCUUCGCGGGCGUGCUCCCCAGGACCUUCAGGCUGAUCGGGGCGGUGUUCAUCCUGACAGGCAUCCGCGGGACGCUGGUGGACGCGAUCGAGGACGCGCGCUAUGCGGGGUCCAAGGCGGCCUCACAAUAA
Auxenochlorella protothecoides is the source of this 813-nucleotide messenger RNA. RefSeq names its product Mitochondrial substrate carrier family protein X. Bases 1 to 813 code for a protein of 270 amino acids. The record is from RefSeq and is a predicted model, not a curated record. Gene Ontology annotation, biological process: mitochondrial citrate transmembrane transport. The transcript is spliced from 4 exons. NCBI's taxonomy places the organism in Eukaryota, Viridiplantae, Chlorophyta, Trebouxiophyceae, Chlorellales, Chlorellaceae.